Messenger RNA from Ziziphus jujuba (common jujube), 3762 nucleotides. RefSeq names its product alpha,alpha-trehalose-phosphate synthase [UDP-forming] 1. The transcript is spliced from 19 exons. Gene Ontology annotation, biological process: trehalose biosynthetic process. The coding region runs from base 578 to 3442 and encodes 954 amino acids. The record is from RefSeq and is a predicted model, not a curated record. Gene Ontology annotation, molecular function: alpha,alpha-trehalose-phosphate synthase (UDP-forming) activity. Gene Ontology annotation, cellular component: cytosol. NCBI's taxonomy places the organism in Eukaryota, Viridiplantae, Streptophyta, Magnoliopsida, Rosales, Rhamnaceae.
ACCUCUAGACCUGCAUGGCCAAAAUGCUCUGUUCCUUCUUCACCAACCCUAUAGCAAUCUCUGGCAGUUGGAAUUGCUUUUUUUUUGAUAUUUUUGAAAUUGAUUAAAAAAAAAAAUUGGUGUUAAAUAUAUAUGGUAUGGAUAAUAUUGGCCAUAUCAGGAAUGUGAUAAUCAUCGGCAGCAGAAGAAGCAGAGCAUCAGCAUCAGCAUCUGGGUUUUUAGAUUUUUCUGCAAUAUUUUUCCACUGACCACACCACACCACGUUCACACCCGCCACCCCUUUAAAAAUAUCGCUUUGCGCCCAACUUGUUUUCGUCGUCUCUUCUUCUCUACAUGGUCGUUUUUGCCCACCGCUUUUUUUGUGUAUAUAUAACGCUUUCUUAUACGAAAACCAGGAAAUUUAUAAAAAACCUCACCGCUCUCUUUUUCACUUACUUACUUUCACGUGCCCUGUGAGACACACAGACAGAGAAAGUCUACCUGGCUGUUCCAUUCCCAAGCGAGAGAUCCGCAUUUUGCUUCUUCACUAUUCUGUAAUGGCAAUAAUGGGUUCUUUUUUUCUGCAAAACGGGCAUAUAUGCCAGGGAACAAGUAUAACUGUAAUCCUUCCACACCCAGAACUAGAUUGGAAAGACUUCUGAGGGAAAGAGAGAGAAGGAAAUCAAUCCGCUCUUCCCAUUCAAAUGAAGAGCUAAGAGAUGGUAACAGACAGGCAGAAAAUGAUAGUGUCUUCAUUGUUGGCGAAAAUUUGAGUCUACCUUCUGAGAAAGACAGUUUGGAAGGAGGAGCAACAAGAGCUUUUUUCGAUGGAUGCGAAAGGCAAGAUGGACGGCCUUCUAAACAACGUUUGCUGGUGGUAGCCAAUAGGUUGCCUGUCUCUGCAGUUCGCAAGGGUGAGGACUCAUGGCAACUUGAGAUUAGUGUUGGAGGGCUGGUCAGUGCACUAUUAGGCGUGAAAGAGUUUGAUGCUAGAUGGAUCGGUUGGGCUGGCGUAAAUGUACCUGAUGAGAUUGGACAAAAGGCACUAACCAAGGCUUUAGCUGAAAAGAGGUGCAUUCCUGUAUUUCUUGACGAAGAGAUUGUUCAUCAGUACUACAAUGGUUAUUGCAACAACAUCCUGUGGCCUCUUUUUCAUUAUCUUGGGCUUCCACAAGAAGACCGCCUUGCAACCACCCGUAGUUUCCAAUCUCAAUUUGAUGCUUACAAGAAGGCAAACCAAUUGUUUGCUGAAGUAGUAAAUCAACAUUAUGAGGAGGGAGAUUUUGUUUGGUGUCAUGACUACCACCUAAUGUUUCUUCCAAAAUGUCUUAAAGAGUAUAACAGCAACAUGAAAGUUGGUUGGUUUCUUCAUACACCCUUUCCUUCCUCAGAAAUUCAUAGGACUCUGCCAUCUCGUUCAGAGUUAUUGAGAUCAGUUCUUGCUGCUGAUUUGGUUGGUUUCCAUACAUAUGAUUAUGCACGACAUUUUGUGAGCGCUUGCACUCGUAUUCUUGGGCUUGAGGGUACACCUGAAGGAGUAGAGGAUCAAGGAAAUCUUACUCGUGUUGCUGCGUUUCCUAUUGGAAUAGACUCUGACCGGUUCAUUCGAGCUCUAGAACUUCCUCAGGUCCAGAACCAUAUAAAAGAACUGAAAGAAAGAUUUGCUGGCCGGAAGGUAAUGUUGGGUGUUGAUCGUCUGGAUAUGAUUAAGGGAAUUCCGCAAAAAAUUUUGGCAUUUGAAAAGUUCCUUGAGGAAAAUCCAAACUGGCGUGAUAAAGUAGUUUUGCUUCAAAUUGCAGUACCAACAAGAACAGAUGUACCUGAAUAUCAAAAACUUACGAGCCAGGUUCAUGAGAUUGUGGGACGCAUUAAUGGCAGAUUUGGAACUCUUACCGCAGUUCCCAUACAUCACCUGGAUCGGUCUCUUGACUUUCAUGCACUGUGUGCACUAUACGCUGUUACAGAUGUAGCACUGGUUACGUCAUUAAGGGAUGGAAUGAAUCUUGUGAGUUAUGAGUUUGUCGCUUGUCAAGCAUCAAAGAAAGGUGUUCUCAUUCUAAGUGAGUUUGCAGGUGCAGCACAGUCUCUUGGUGCUGGGGCAAUUUUAGUUAAUCCAUGGAAUAUCACGGAAGUUGCUGCUUCCAUUGGUUAUGCUUUAAAUAUGCCAGCUGAUGAAAGAGAAAAGAGGCAUCAGCACAACUUCAUGCAUGUAACAACUCAUACGUCUCAGGAAUGGGCUGCAACCUUUGUAAGGUCAUUGUGGAAACUGAUGGAAAUUCCCAAAGUGAAUUUGAGUUUUGUUCUUCUUCGACAGAAAAGUGAACUCAAUGAUACCAUUUUCGAAGCUCAACUAAGGACUAGACAAGUUCCACCUUUACUUCCAAUCAAAGAAGCAGUUGAUCAUUAUUCACUAUCCAACAAUCGAUUGCUUAUACUGGGAUUCAAUGCGGCUUUAACUGAACCAGUGAAUGGCCUUGGGAGAAGGGGUGGACAAAUUAGAGAAAUGGAGAUUAAAUUGCAUCCACAGCUCAAAGAACCAUUGAAAAAGCUCUGUGCUGACCCAAAGACAACAGUAGUAGUCCUAAGCGGGAGUGACAGAAGUGUCCUGGAUGAUAACUUUGCUGAAUACAACAUGUGGUUGGCAGCAGAAAAUGGGAUGUUUUUACGUCUUACAAAGGGACAAUGGAUGACAACAAUGCCUGAAAAUUUAAAUAUGGAUUGGGUUGACAGCGUUAAGCAUGUUUUUGAGUAUUUUACUGAAAGAACACCUGGAUCUCAUUUUGAACUUCGUGAAACAUCACUUGUUUGGAAUUACAAGUAUGCAGAUGUUGAGUUUGGAAGGCUUCAAGCAAGGGAUAUGCUGCAGCAUCUCUGGACAGGCCCAAUCUCGAAUGCCUCUGUUGAUGUUGUCCAAGGUAGCCGCUCUGUGGAGGUCCGAGCUGUGGGAGUCACUAAGGGUGCAGCCAUUGAUCGGAUUUUAGGGGAAAUAGUUCAUAACAAAGGAAUGAAAGAUCCAAUUGACUAUGUCCUUUGCAUUGGGCACUUUCUACCUAAGGAUGAAGACGUCUAUACAUUUUUUGAGCCAGAGCUACCCUGUGAGCCACCAGUACCUGUAGGAAGAGCCAUGAUAGCCAACCCUGUAAUUCCAACUGUGCCAAGACCUUUAAGCAGCAAAGUUGGGUCCAUUUCCUUGCGGCUCAAGAAACAACGUUCUUUCACCAUAGAAAAGAAAGCGAAUACAAUUCAUGGGUGUCUGAAUCCAUGGAGGCCUACAUUGCGUGAUAGAAUGUCUUUGCAGGAGGGUUCUUCUGUGCUUGAUCUCAAGGGUGACAACUACUUCUCUUGUGCUGUUGGACGGAAACGAUCAAAUGCUCGAUAUCUCCUUGGAUCAAUAGACGAUGUUGUCACUCUCUUGAAGGAGCUGGCAGAAAUUUCUCCUGCUGUUGGUUGUACCAAUGCCUGAUUUCAUUGCUGCUUUCUAUGAGUCUCUGGGAACCAAGAUUUGGUAGUUUCCUCUACCUUCAUAAAGCACAGAAAGAAUUUCUUUACUAGCAGUUUCUGUUAAUGGUAGCUGAGUUAUAGACUUGCUUGGCUCCUUUUCACAAGCAAACAAGGAACUUUUCUGGGUUUCUGUUACUAGCAGCUAGAUGAUUUUGUUUCUGAGCCCAGAGGACUAAUCUAGCUAUAGAAAGUUACAUGAGAAAACUACCUGCUCGGCUUAUUACUUUCUUGUCUCAAACAAGAUUUUGGAAGAAAAGAAAGAAGAAUGAUAGGUAUCUCUUA